AGCUCCCCACCGGGUUCCCUUGAGAGUCGCGCAGGCAAAGCUCCGCCCGGCUCCUUUGCCCUCCUCCUCCGGCGGUGCUGCCGUCGCGAGCGUGCCUGGGAAAGGAUGCCAGGUUCCCGCUCUGUGCAGUAGGUCUAGGAUUAAGUGUAGGGCCAGGUCUAGACUUCCCUCCGUGGGAUAUGGCGUGAUGCCGAGUAGAAGCACUGCAUCGGCGCUUACGAGCGGUGCCGGACGCCGUUCAACUUCGCUUUCCGGCCGCUCUCCGUGGUGGAGAGAAGCUGCGGGAGGCGGAUCUGACUCCAGCUUCUUCAAUAAGCUCGAUCUAGUCCUGUUUUCUUGUUGCUGUCGUGGUGAUGGGAACGGAAAGAGGACGAGGUGGGGAUCAAGAUUCUCCCAAUUGGGCUGGUGCAUAUUCUCAUCGGUGGGGUGGAGCUACGGCGCGCACUGUUGCCGCCGGUCUCUGCCGCCUCUCCGGUGACCUUUCUGGCCGAAUGGCGUCCCCGUGAAGCCAUGGCGUCUGUGCUGGCUUCGUUUCUUCCUCCAGGCUUGAUGCCAUUAGGGAGGCAGCUAUUCAGCUUCGGUAUGGAGUCUUCCUCUUCCGUCUUCGGCCGGAGAUGGAGUGGUGGCGGUCCAGUGAUCCCAAGUGGUCUUGUCCCCGGUGAUGGCCGGACUGGAUCUGUGCUGGAGCUGACAUUUGGACCCAAUUCUACGGAGAGAGCGCAGAGGGAGCGGCUCCGGGAUCUGGCUGUGUUUGAGCGUGUGUGCAGCGACCCCAUGCGCACGUCCCGUUCCCUCGCCGUCAAGAAGUUUUGCAGAACUAUCUCGUCUACCGGCAUACAGGCAUCAGAUAUACGCCCUCUUCCAGUCUUACGAGAAACGAUGGAUUAUCUUUGGCAUUUACUAAAUUCUUCAGAGUACCCAUUUGAGAUCGUUCAUGAUUUCAUAUUUGAUAGAACAAGGUCUGUGAGACAAGAUCUUAGUAUACAGAAUUUGGUGAAUGAUCAAGCUAUUGGCAUAUAUGAGGAUGUGAUAAAGUUUCAUAUUCUGUCCCAUCAAAGACUUGCGAGGUCUUGCCAGGAUUCUGAUGCAUCUUCCUUGUGUUACCUGAACACGGAACAAAUGAUGAAAUGCCUUCUUUCUCUGUUUGAUAUGUAUCAUACAAUUCAUAAAAUCAAUUCCCAAAGCAAUAAAGAGGCUGAGUAUUAUUCCUUCUUUGUGCUUCUACAUAUGGGUUGCAAGAUACCUAAAAUGGCAAACUCACUCUCUUUUUGGUACAGCCAAUUACCAGCUUCAAUAGUACGAUCAAAGGAAAUGAUAUUUGCUAGAACUAUAUUGAGAUGCUACCACCUUGGGAAUUUCAAGCGUUUCUUUUGCAUGAUAGCAGAUGAAGCAACCGAGCUUCAGUUGUGUUUGGUAGAACCUUUCCUCAAUGAGGUCCGUGCUAGAGCAUUAAUGUACCUCAACCAUAGCGGCUACAAACUUCAGCACCAUCCUUUGACACAUCUGUCAGAUAUCCUGAUGAUCGAGGAGUUGGAGCUGGAAGAUCUCUGUAGAAUAUGUGGGCUUGAAAUUAGCAGAAGCGGGGAUACUAAAGCAUUUGCUCCCAAACAAACAACCUUCAGCCUACCAACGCCAUUAUCUAAAAGUAGUGGCAUUUACAUCUCAAGGGAGAUCAAAAGAUGAUAAGAGCAUUGUUAUGUAUGUUUAGUAGAGUGCACAGCGGAUAUACAAUGCAUGGGGCACUUGUUCUGCUGUAAUUCUGCUGCGUGUAAAAGUUUGUAACAAGAACACGAAAGGCAAUUAAUACAAGAGAAAUCGAGGCUAAUAAUUGUUCUGCUGUAA
This is a messenger RNA of Aegilops tauschii subsp. strangulata, 1842 nucleotides long. The record is from RefSeq and is a predicted model, not a curated record. Lineage: Eukaryota; Viridiplantae; Streptophyta; Magnoliopsida; Poales; Poaceae.